This is a messenger RNA of Mixia osmundae IAM 14324, 2067 nucleotides long. RefSeq lists its product as uncharacterized. NCBI's taxonomy places the organism in Eukaryota, Fungi, Basidiomycota, Mixiomycetes, Mixiales, Mixiaceae. The transcript has 4 exons. Gene Ontology annotation, molecular function: GTPase activator activity. Gene Ontology annotation, biological process: activation of GTPase activity. Bases 1 to 2067 code for a protein of 688 amino acids. The record is from RefSeq and is a predicted model, not a curated record.
AUGGCCGAGCCCGAGGAGGCAGUACCCUCUUGGCUGAUCAGGCCACUGGAGGAUGACACCCUGCGAGCAUUCGACGAGCUCUUCCCGACAGCGGCCCCCUCCCCACGUACUCUCGAGCAGCUAAAGCAGUUUGCGCUCUUGCCAUCGACUAGCACAAGCACUCAGCCUUGUCCCGCGACUGCUCUCCGGUCCAUCUACUGGCGCUGCUGUCUGGGAACGCUCAGCCUGCCUCUUGCCUCGCCAGACAGCACACGCGCUCCACUCUGGGCGCUCAGUCUCGAACGCACUCGCUCAGAAUGGGAUGAGCUUGCAGACCGCUUCCUCAGCGGUCCAGACGGCAAGGGCGUCGGCGAUUAUCUCUCAACGGCCAAGCAAGCUCGGGACGGUACCCUCCGGACCUCUCCCAUCUCGGCAGAACGGCUUCACCUUGACUUGACGCGCAAUAAUCCACUGGCACUGGACUCGAGCUCGCCUUGGAAAGCCUGGUUUGUGGACAUGGAGCUUCGAAGGAUGAUCAGGCAAGAUGUCGACAGAACCUUCCCCGAGCUGGCCUUCUUCCGCGAUGCUCUCGUACAGGACACAAUGACAGAUCUGCUCUUCGUCUGGGCUAAGCUCAACGAGGGCAUCGGCUAUCGUCAAGGGAUGCACGAAAUCCUCGCUCUGCUCUAUGCAAUCGUUGACCGCGAUUCACUCCCAUGCAAGAGCGAGCGAGUACGAGCCAUGUUCGUCUUGGACAGGGCCCGCGUCGAACAUGACACAUGGUCACUCUUCCAGAUCCUCAUGCGAUCCAUUGCCUCCUUUUAUGACCACACCACACUCGUCCCGCUUGUCACUCACACCAAUCCCGGUCUUGGCCUCACAUCCCUCAAAGAUGCCACUAGACACGUACAGCCCAUCGUCGAGCGAUGUCAGCGCAUCCAUGAUCGGUCACUGCGUGCAAUCGACGAACAGCUCUGGACUCAUCAGAACCAGCUCGGCAUAGAACCUCAAAUUUGGGGGAUACGCUGGCUGAGACUUCUGCUUUCGCGCGAGCUGCCCCUUCAAUCAGUCUUGCGACUCUGGGACGGGCUCUUCGCGGAGGAUCCCUCGCUUCAAUUGCUCGACUUUGUCUGUUUGGCUUUGCUUGAGCGCAUCAGAGAUCAACUACUAGCCGCCGACUACUCAAGCUACCUGCAAGCCCUGCUGCGCUAUCCGAUUCCGAGUGACUCAGAGCUAGAGGUCCCUCUCUUGCUGCAGCAAGCCAUCCUCCUGCGCGACAACAGCAAUCCUACUGGCGGUCUUACGGUCCGAGAGCAAAAUGGGCGCGCAGGACUCACACCUCAUUCGAUGCAGGUCCCUCCAAGAAGAUUAGUCACGAGCACCCCGCGGCCCAUAGGAGAUGCGCCUGCCCGCGCAAACGAGCUCACGUCGAUGAGCGACCUUGCAAAGACGGUCUGGUCACGCGCAGAGGCAGCUGGAAUCAACAAGGCCGUCUUGUCUGCCUUUACGGAAAUCAGGCGCAACGUCGACGCUUAUCAAAAUGCUCUGGCUACUAGCCAGGCUGCAGGCAUGAUGCAGCCGACCGCCAGCGUAAACGGCAUUCGGGACUACGCAGCCGAGCUAGCAGCGCAUAGAGCCGGCAACGCAAACAUGGCCAAUGCGCUUGAUCUAUGCACGAGCGUAAUUGAGCGGAUCGCCGCGCCCGUCACGCCCAAUCUGGACGAUCCGACCAGAACGAGCACCUUGUCGUCCGAUUCCGCUACUUCUCUGUUCAUGACCGUCACCAUCAUGCGGCAUAUACGCGACGUGCUAAAGGGCACUUCGAGCGGCUUCGACGCCAGUGUCUUGGGUCCUCUGGAAGCUGUCAAAAAUUCGCUUGAUCAAGUACAGCCAUCCUCGAUGCGUCGGGCGAGUCCCAGUUUGCUGCUGUCGACUCGGGAUGACCAUUUUGCGACGGGCUUGCCUCGAGUUCCCUUCAGUGCGAAUCUACCAGAUAGGCUACCGCCGCACACCGCAUCUCCAAAAAGGCAGUCACAGGCGUCACAGACUGAGAAAAGCACGCAUAGCGAUCCUUUGGGCGCGAUUUAA